Messenger RNA from Fusarium tjaetaba, 894 nucleotides. RefSeq names its product 15-hydroxyprostaglandin dehydrogenase. NCBI's taxonomy places the organism in Eukaryota, Fungi, Ascomycota, Sordariomycetes, Hypocreales, Nectriaceae. The coding region runs from base 1 to 894 and encodes 297 amino acids. Gene Ontology annotation, molecular function: oxidoreductase activity, acting on the CH-OH group of donors, NAD or NADP as acceptor. The record is from RefSeq and is a predicted model, not a curated record. The transcript has 2 exons. Gene Ontology annotation, cellular component: cytoplasm.
AUGACUGACCCUAACACUCGCCAGAUCGCCCUCGUCACUGGGGGCGGCUCAGGUAUCUCGCUUGCCUUUGCCAAGAAGAUCCACGAGAUCGGUUACCAUAUCCUAAUCGCAGACCUUGCUCUUCAUUCCACCGCCUCGACAUGGAUUGACUCACUACAACCAAAAGAUGCAGACAGGGUCAAGUUCUUCAAACUCGACGUCACAGACUGGGCACAGCUUGAGGCAGCGUUUGAUCACUGCGCAACACUCUUCCAAGGCGUGCCUACCGUCGUGGUCCCUGGAGCUGGCGUCUAUGAACCCUCGAGUAAUUCCUUCUGGGAAGACCGAGAUAGCGACUCGAGAUACAAAGUCCUGGACAUUAAUCUCGUGCACCCUAUCAAGACAACUCGCAUUGCUGUGAGGAGGCUUGUUGAAGCUGGGCUUCCUGGAACUGUCAUCCAUCUGUCGAGCAUUGCUGCGCAGAGAUCGAGUAUCAUUACUCCGCUGUACACUGCUUCAAAGCAUGCACUGAGCAGUUUUGUUCGGGGAAUGGCGCCUCUCGCCCAAACCUCAGGCAUUCGGGUCUUGGGAGUUGCUCCUGGAACCGUGUCCACACCACUCUUCUCAGAGAAACCCGAGGCAGCCAAGUUCCUUGACAUGGAGCGGGAUUAUCUCUUGCCGCCGGAUGCUGUAGCCAACGCCAUGAUGGCUUUACUCACUCAAACUGAAGAGUAUGAGCCAGGCACCAUGCUGGAAGUCUGUCAUGAGACGGAUUGGAGGAAGGUUUCUCUUCUUGAUGACCCUGGGCCGCAGGGCCCUGCCAGCCUUACUAGCAAGAAGAAAGAUGCAGUGAAGGAUAUUUACAAGUAUCUGGCUCCUGGAAAGUCAUCAACAGAUAGUAUUACGACUGACUAA